AUGACAGGAAGGAACCAAACUGUCAUCUCAGAGUUCUUCCUCCUGGGCCUGCCCAUCCACCCAGGGCAGCAAAACCUGUUCUACGCCCUGUUUCUGGCCAUGUAUCUUACCACUGUCUUGGGGAACCUCCUCAUCAUCAUCCUCAUUCGACUGGACUACAACCUUCACACGCCCAUGUAUUUGUUUCUCAGCAACUUGUCUUUCUCUGACCUCUGCUUUUCCUCUGUCACAAUGCCCAAAUUGUUGCAGAUCAUGCAGAGCCAAGACCUAUCCAUUCCCUACACAGGCUGUCUGACCCAAAUGUACUUCUUCCUGUUUUUUGCAGAUCUGGAGAGCUUUCUCCUUGUGGUCAUGGCCUAUGACCGCUAUGUGGCCAUCUGUUUCCCUCUGCACUACAUCACCAUCAUGAGACCCAAGCUCUGUCUCUCCCUGGUGGUGCUGUCCUGGGUUCUGACCAUGUUACAUGCCAUGUUACAUACUUUGCUCAUGGCCAGAUUAUAUUUUUGUGUAGACAAUGUGAUUCCUCAUUUUUUCUGUGAUACGUCUGCUCUGCUGAAGCUGGCCUGCUCUGAUACUCAAGUUAAUGAGUUGGUGGUAUUUAUCAUGGGAGGCCUCAUCCUCGUUAUCCCAUUCCUACUUAUCAUCGUGUCCUAUGUGCGAAUUGUGUCCUCCAUCCUCAGAGUCCCUUCUGCUAGUGGUAUCCGUAAGGCCUUCUCCACCUGUGGCUCCCACCUCUCUGUGGUGUCACUAUUCUAUGGGACUGUUAUUGGCCUCUACUUAUGCCCAUCAGCAAGUAAUUCUACUCUGAAGGAGACUGUCAUGGCUAUGAUGUACACUGUGGUGACCCCCAUGCUGAACCCCUUCAUCUACAGCUUGAGGAACAGAGACAUGAAGGGAGCCUUGCAAAGAGUCAUUUGUAAAAGGAAAAUUCCUUUCUCUCUCUGGUGUUAA
Carlito syrichta (Philippine tarsier) is the source of this 951-nucleotide messenger RNA. Its product is annotated as olfactory receptor-like protein DTMT. Gene Ontology annotation, molecular function: olfactory receptor activity; G protein-coupled receptor activity. Bases 1 to 951 code for a protein of 316 amino acids. The transcript has a single exon. The record is from RefSeq and is a predicted model, not a curated record. Lineage: Eukaryota; Metazoa; Chordata; Mammalia; Primates; Tarsiidae. Gene Ontology annotation, biological process: G protein-coupled receptor signaling pathway. Gene Ontology annotation, cellular component: membrane.